Messenger RNA from Psammomys obesus (fat sand rat), 1874 nucleotides. It is a transcript of the gene Caps2, whose product is annotated as calcyphosine 2. The transcript has 18 exons. Gene Ontology annotation, molecular function: calcium ion binding. Bases 81 to 1874 code for a protein of 597 amino acids. Lineage: Eukaryota; Metazoa; Chordata; Mammalia; Rodentia; Muridae. The record is from RefSeq and is a predicted model, not a curated record.
UGGGUUGUACGGUGGAUUCCUGUUGGAGCACUGCGAGUACUGUGAACAAGGCAUAUUGCAUGGGAAAUACAUACAUUUGAAUGGAUUUAGAGGUCAGAGGAGUGGCUGCUUCUGGGAGCCAAACUCGGCUAUUUUCUCAGCGAAAGAAUUCAAUACAAAAAAAAUGGACCUCCAGACCAUGGAUGAUCCAGAACUCCUGCCUACCUAUGGUUCCACCACUUGAUCUUGGAAGCCUUGUUGACUCUGAUGAGGAGGACAAUUUUUCACAAGCACCGCAUGGCAAAGUGCACGAUCAUCCCAACCCACCAAAGUUACGUUCUACCCUGGGCUGGGUGAUGCCGUGCCAAAGACCAUCCACUCAGCAUCAACUAAAUGAAGUGGAGCAGGACAUAAUACCUGAAGAUUUGCCAGCACCAACAGGCAAAUAUAAGCUAAAAUAUCAACAAUAUGCAACUGAAAUGAAAGAGGGAUACAAACAGUACAUUCAGAGAAAUGCAGAAAAGGCAAAAGCAACUAGCACACUGGAGACUUCAAGAAACAAGAUAAAUGAAAGGGUGGAAGGAGCCAGUGUGGAUGACCUUAUGACUUUGGAUAGGAAAGCCCUGUUACAGCAAGGCUAUGCAGAUAGCCCUUACCAUAUAUGGAACAGCACAAGAAAAUCAGAUGCGGAAACUGUGGCUGUAGAGAAGAAGAAACAGACUGUCACAGAGCAAAUGAUGAUAGACCACUUAUCCAGGGCUGUCAUCAGCGAUCCAGAACAAGGUUUAAGCACCAUUAAACAAGAGAGUUCUCACAUCCCUCCAGACUCAGAGAGGGCGCCACUGCGAGUAAUAAGACGAACUCUGCAUGAAACAAAGAUAAGAACCAACUCCACACUAACAGAGAAUGACCUUUCUCGGAAAGUAGAAUUUGAUGGGAGGGUCUUAUCAAGAAAUGGACGUGAUGCCUGCAGGGAACUAAUUGGAUUUUUCUUUACCCACGACCAGUCCCUAACUGUGUAUGAGUAUCGAACUUUUGGGAAAAACAGAACAAACGUGCUUCCUUUUAUUAAGAAAGACAUUUACAGUCAUCAAUGUGGCAGGAGAAAAGGAAAGCAUUACCAGCUUGGUGACUUCUAUACUGGUGCAACUUUGACAUUUUUGAGCUGUGAUCAUCCUAGCCUUCCAAAGAGCAUAAAAGAAAACACAUUACUUAGACUACGAAUUACAAAUACUGAUCAAAUAGCUUUGAAUUCUCUGAAAAGUGCCUCUGUGGAACCCGGGGAAGAUGACACAGUCAGUCAGGAGGCCCAUGAUCGGCUGGUGCUGCAGACCGUCCAGGGUAAACUAAAAGAACAACUACACAAGAAAGGCGUCCGUAUUUUGACUGGAUUGGGGAAACACUUUCAACAUUUGGACAAAGCAGGGAAAGGGCUUUUAGCCAAGGCAGACUUUCAGCAAGCUCUGAAAAUCUUUCAUUUAGACGUGUCCGAACAGGACUUUGAGUCUUCUUGGUUAAUUCUGCAAGGCAGCAGCCAUAGCAAGAACAAGGUUGAUUACGGAGAAUUCAAACGUGCCAUUUUUGGUGAAAUGAAUGAAUACAGAAAAUCAUUUGUUCGCAAGGCCUUCAUGAAACUGGAUUUCAACAAAACUGGCAUUGUGUCCGUUAUAGACAUAAGAAAGUGUUACUGUGCGAAGAAGCAUCCACGUGUGGUUUCAGGGCAUUCAACAGAGGAGGAAAUCAAAUCAUCUUUUCUAGAAACAUUGAAAGAUGACUGCAGCAAGUCUGAUGAAGUUUCAUAUGGGGAGUUUGAAGAUUACUAUGAAGGCCUAAGUAUAGGGAUAGCAAGUGAUGAAGAUUUUGUUAAUGUCUUACGUACUCCAUGGGGGAUUUAG